This is a messenger RNA of Anguilla anguilla (European eel), 1162 nucleotides long. It is a transcript of the gene nme5, whose product is annotated as NME/NM23 family member 5. Gene Ontology annotation, molecular function: nucleoside diphosphate kinase activity. Bases 136 to 786 code for a protein of 216 amino acids. The transcript has 6 exons. Gene Ontology annotation, biological process: CTP biosynthetic process; GTP biosynthetic process; negative regulation of oxidative stress-induced intrinsic apoptotic signaling pathway. NCBI's taxonomy places the organism in Eukaryota, Metazoa, Chordata, Actinopteri, Anguilliformes, Anguillidae. The record is from RefSeq and is a predicted model, not a curated record.
AUAAGUUUUACCUAAAGGGCUUUCCGUAGAUCUCAGCUUGUAUCCAGGCAACGAUGUCAACUCAUACUUAAAAUAGGUCUCCAAGAAGUAGGUUUCGCUUGACAUUUGUAUAACACGCGUUAGUAUUACUGAACGAUGGAUGAGACGCCACUGCAACAGAUGCCCCAUCCUCACAUCUAUGUGGAAAGGACCUUGGCACUGAUCAAACCGGACGCCGUUCACAAAGCAGACGAAAUCGAGGACAUCAUUCUCCGAUCGGGAUUUACUAUCCUGCAGAAGCGGAAACUACAGUUGAGUCCGGAGCAGUGCAGUGACUUCUAUGCAGAGCAGUACGGCAAACUGUUCUUCCCCAGCCUGACCGCGUUCAUGAGCUCUGGACCAAUCAUGGCGCUAGUACUGGCCCGGGACAACUGCAUCGCAUCCUGGAAGGCCAUGAUUGGACCUGCCAACGUCUCCAAAGCCAGAGAGACACACCCACACUGCCUCCGGGCCAGAUAUGGCACCUCAGACCUGCGGAACGCUGUGCACGGCAGCGAGAGCUUCUCUGCCAUGGAGAGGGAGAUAAAAUUCAUGUUUCCCAGCUCUGUGAUUGAGCCCAUUCCUAAGGGCGAGUCAGCCAAAGACUACCUGAGCAGGUUUGUCAACCCCACGCUGCUAGCUGGCCUGACUGAGCUUUGCAAGUGGAAACCAGCAGACCCUUUCACCUGGCUGGCGGGCUGGCUGGUAGAGAACAAUCCCAACAAGCCUAAAGUGUCUGAUGUUGGGACGACAGAAGAAACACAGUAGACUGGAAAGAUCUGCAAAAACAGUAAGCCACACGUGAGAGCAACAGUUAUAUGAAGAGAGGAUUCAUUUUUAAAUUAUAAGGAAUGGUUUCCAAAAAACCAAAUAAAAUAUAUUUUUCAAAAGUCUGCGAUGCUAUACUCAAUGCAACAGGUGUCUUGCCUGUCAGAUUUGUAUUGUAAUAUGACUGUGCAUUAACUGAAAGUACAGUAUGUGUUACACUUGUGUUAGCCCCAUAGGAAGAAAAGUGUACAAAUAGCAUUUUCUGCACGCCUUGUAUGUGAUGUGUUGUCCCGACAACAGGAGAGCUUAAAGGUCCAGGCAACUGAACUUUUAACCCAAUUAUAACCAUUAAAUUGUAAUCAACACUAUGAGAUUA